This is a messenger RNA of Copidosoma floridanum, 956 nucleotides long. RefSeq names its product mannose-P-dolichol utilization defect 1 protein. The record is from RefSeq and is a predicted model, not a curated record. Gene Ontology annotation, biological process: oligosaccharide biosynthetic process. Lineage: Eukaryota; Metazoa; Arthropoda; Insecta; Hymenoptera; Encyrtidae.
UUCAGGUUGAUGAAGUGAUUGAGAAAUAUAUUAUAGUCGUACUGUACUUUAUUCUUUUUUCAUUUUUUUUUUUUUGGUCUUGUAAUUUUAAUUGGUUUAGUUUUGAUCAGUUAAAAGUGCUGUUACGUUGAAAGAAAAAUAAUAAUAGUAGUACAAAAUGGCGAGUGUACUGCAAGAUUUAAAGCAUUUACUAUUCACAAAGGCAUGUUUGAAGGAGUACACGGAAAAUUUUAACUUUCUGCACGCGGAAUGUUUCAAAAUAACGCUCAGCAAAGCCUUGGGCCUAGCUAUUAUUGCGGGCUCUUUCAUGGUAAAAAUACCACAAAUAAUGAAAAUAUUGAAAAGCGGAAGUGCAAAGGGAAUAAACAUCAUCAGUGUACUGUUAGAAUUGUUAGCCAUUUCAAGUAUGGCAUCGUACAGCUACAUUAGCCAAUUUCCAUUUAGCUCUUGGGGUGAUGCUAUAUUUUUAGGGUUGCAAACGGUUACAAUUGCUUUCCUAGUUGUAUACUAUUCCAAUGGUAUGACGAAAGCUACAGCAUUUCUUAGUGCCUACACUGCUGUAGUUGCAGCAAUCGUAUCUGGUUAUGUACCUCUUACUGUUUUGUGGUUUGCUCAAGCUAUGAAUAUUCCUGUUAUUGUAACUAGUAGGUUAAUACAAGCCUACACAAAUUAUUCAAAUGGUAGCACUGGACAAUUGUCAGCUGUUACCGCUUUCUUACUGCUAUUUGGAGCUGUAGCUCGAAUUUUCACAUCGAUUCAAGAAACUGGAGAUGCAAUUAUGAUAGCAAUGUUUACUGUCUCGACUCUGAUGAAUGGAAUUAUUGUGGCUCAACUUCUCUACUACUGGAAUGCAGCGGAAAAGAAAGUCAAAAUUUCAAAGAAGAAAAAGUGAUGGCAUGUAAUAUUAUUUUCAAGUAGCUGCUGCUAAUAAAACAUCUGCAUACCGACAUUCCAAA